This is a messenger RNA of Anoplopoma fimbria (sablefish), 2542 nucleotides long. RefSeq names its product lines homolog 1 (gene lins1). NCBI's taxonomy places the organism in Eukaryota, Metazoa, Chordata, Actinopteri, Perciformes, Anoplopomatidae. The transcript has 6 exons. The coding region runs from base 12 to 2096 and encodes 694 amino acids. The record is from RefSeq and is a predicted model, not a curated record.
GGGUGUGUCACAUGGCCGGUCCGCCCGGAAGAGGAGGCAUCAUGGAGGGCUCCCCGAGCAGCAGAGACCUCACAGAUGUGUCCAGAUGUUUGGUGACGGGAUCACGUCCCAGCCAGAGUGCUGCGGAUGUGGCCGGCCUGCUGUUCUCCGGGGUGCGUGGACUCGUCCCACGGCCUCCCUCUGAGAGUGGAGAUCUGACCUGCAUCAGUCUGACUCUGGUGGACAGGAUCACAUCCGACCUGACGUCCCGGAGCCUGUCUCCAGCACUCACGCCGUACUGCGGGGACAUCUUGACGGGGUUGUUUCAAGACAUGGAUCUCAUGUCACAACUUAUCCACCAGUUCCAGGCUGAGGACCAGAUCAUCUCACAUCUAGCUGCAAAGACUGCAUCAACGUGUGUCUUCUAUCAGCUCCACCAAUCUGGUACCAUCAGCCCUGUCUGGCAGCAGAAGUGUGUGCAGGCAUUUCACAGCUCAACCCCCGGCCCUGAACUGGACGCCUGUCUGUGGUCGCUGACGGAAGUCUUAAAAAGACUUCUUAAAGGAGCUCAUCGAGACGUCGUUGGGACCCUCCUGGCAGCUCUGGAUUCCAGCCUGAGUGCUUUAUGUUCAAAGUUUCUCCCCGAAGACAGAAAAGAGGGAACGGUGGAGCGUUUAGCGGACGUGACCAGCAGCAGCAGCAGACGCCGGGGAACAACACUGUGCCUCCUGCUGGACCUGCUGGAGGUGCUGACUGCGUCCAGUUUGAUAUGUGGAGCCGGCGUCUGCCUGAGGAGCCAGAGAAUGACCCACAUUCACUCCUCGGCACUCCUCACGGCAGUCAGCUGCUCCUCACAGUAUUUUGUGAAAAAGCGAGCGCUGCUGCUUCUGAAGAGAGCCGUGCUGCAGAAGGCCGGAGAGGACUGGGCUUUGGGGGAAGAUCCGCCGCCCACUGGGCUGAGACACGAGCACUUCCGCUCUGAUGCGAACAUGCUGGCUCGGAGUGUGUUGACGGCGGUGGCUGCUGAUUGGUUGCGGAGUGUCCAAGUGAAGUCCGCCUCUUUCUUUGGCGGGACCAGACAGGUCAGAGGUGAGGAAGCCCCGAAACCAGACUGUGUGAUGCUGAGAGCCGUCAGCCUGCUUCUUCUCAAGUCCAUGGAGCUUUGCGUCCAAACGGCUGGGGCAACAGGAGUGGACGGAGCCUCAGAGGUCUCUGGGUGUCUGCAGAGUCUGUGGGUCUUCCUGAGGCGCUGCAGCAUCCAGCUGACAGAGGACACUCACCGCUGCUGCUGGCUCAGCCUGCUGUUUGGUGACCAGGACGACGACAUGAUGGAGGCAGCCAAAGCGUUGUUUUCCAUAUUCCUCCACCACAGACUGUGCUCUGGGCUGGAUGACGUAGCCGUGCUGGAGGCAGCCUGCUCCUCUGGCUGUAACCCUCACUGCCACUUCCUGCUGCUGCUUCAGAGCGUCUCCUUCGACCACAGCAUCCUCCUCGACUUCCUCAUCUCCACCGAAACCUGCUUCCUGGAGUACUUUGUGCGGUACCUCAAGUACCUGAGAGCUGACUGGACGGGCUUCACCGCAGCAUGUGGAAGGAGCGGCUCAUCCGACUGGCGCCUUUCACUGCAGCAGUCGCAUACUGCCUCAGGCGGUGGCGACAGGUUGGAGGUGACGUGGAAAGGGGAGCAGGAUGGAGCAGAAGUCAGCUCCCGUGUCCAGCCCGCAGGCGUUACCGUCCGUUUGGCUGCUGGGUGUCACCUCGUCGAGUACGAUAGUUCUGACCAGUCUGAUCCGGAGAACAUGGAGGUUUCUCUGGAGGAACCAGGCCCGUCCGUACGUGAGAAAAGUAGAUUUAGUGCCUUGGAUGUGAAACAAGAGAUCGUUGGGCAAAAACAAUGCGAGUCAUCGGACUCUGAACCUAACUCCACACUGGAAAGAAGACAGGAGGAGGGGCCGUCGCUGCCGUCGGGACGGGCGGCCUGUGAAACACUAGCCAGAGCAGUGCUCUGCAUGUCGGAGCUCAGGGAGGUGGUGACCAGGCUGCAGACAAAGAAACUCUUCCCGUACAACCCUUCCUCGCUCUUAAAGCUCCUGGCGCAAGUAGAGAACUGCGCCUAGCCAAUCACGGCUGUUACAUUUCAAUAAAUGAUAAAAAGAUACAGAAAAAUGUGUUUUGUGAAGCUAAAUCUGAGUGGUCCAGUGACUUUACAGCAUGGCCAGGCUCUUUUCUUGUCCUUGGAAGGGGAAAUUCACUGUUUUUUUUUUGGUUUUUUUUUACACACACGCACACGCCCAAAAUACACACAAACAGGAUCUAUACACAUAUAAAUAAAGUUACUUACUGUGACAUAUCUGUGAUAUGACACAAUAUGACCUCUUCUCUUUAAGUGCAUGCUGGGACAGGAUCCAGCCACAGUAAACACUAAUAGGAGUAAGUGGGUAAAUGGAAUGAAAAUGAUUAGUCAAUUAUGUUCUAUAUGUGUUUCUUAAUGGACAUUAAUGAAUAUUCAAAGAUGAACACCGACUUGUUGUUGGAGCAUACUUGUAUCUUGUUGACUGUCAAA